AUGCCCGUGGCAGAGAACAGGUUUCUCGAGAUUGAGCCGCCUGCGGACCCGGCUGCAGCCGGCAUGUCUGCCUUGCGGAAGAUCUUCGAAGAAGCUGCAUCACUCUCCGACUGGGCCCCCAAGGCACCCGCGGAGCAGGCAGCCAAGGCACAAAUCACUGCGGAGGUGGCACAGCUCAUGGGGCAACUGGAAAGCGCAGUGCUCGAUGUGCUUCUGGAGGACAGCUCGGAGGCCCUCAUCCGGCUGAAGAGACGGCGGCAGGUGUCCGAGCUACAGCGUGCUUUCGGGGAUCCCAGCGAUCCCGACAUGACGGUUCGGGAUUUCGUGGAGAAGUGCCAGCAAUUCGAAGACGAGCUUUGCAAGAAGUACGGGGUGAAAAGUGAGAAGAGCGCGUGA
Molecule: messenger RNA, 396 nt
Organism: Symbiodinium natans
Lineage: Eukaryota; Dinophyceae; Suessiales; Symbiodiniaceae
Source: the annotation of a GenBank genome assembly